Ornithodoros turicata is the source of this 997-nucleotide messenger RNA. RefSeq lists its product as uncharacterized. The transcript is spliced from 8 exons. Lineage: Eukaryota; Metazoa; Arthropoda; Arachnida; Ixodida; Argasidae. Gene Ontology annotation, biological process: negative regulation of DNA-templated transcription. The record is from RefSeq and is a predicted model, not a curated record. Gene Ontology annotation, molecular function: DNA binding. The coding region runs from base 82 to 990 and encodes 302 amino acids.
CAAAGCCUCAAAAAGGAGCUCACCGCAGAAAGGCAGCUUUGUAGGAAGCUACAAGAGGCGCUGCUCGAAAAGCGUGCUGCGAUGAGGAAUGCACUAAGCUCACCAGUCUUUACGCACGAAAUGCUGCAUGACCAACAUGAAUGUAUGGUUGAAGAGGCCACCACAGCUCCACGUAACAUAACCCCUCCAGAAUCAUCAGUUUUGUUGCCUUCGAGAGAGGACAGCAAGAUGUCAAAUGUUGAGAAACCACCACAGUCUGCAUGCUCCAGCGGAUCCGUCAGCGUGACCAUUGUGUCGACCGACUCAAACAACUUGCCAGAUCCAUACCCGGUCUCUUUGGAUGGUGAUGCUCCUUCCAGUCCAGUAAAAAACUCUCUGGCAAAUAGUAAACCCAGGAGCCCAAGUGUUCACGGCUCCCUGACCCCAUGUGAUGCUCCCACUAGCCCAACAUGUGAAUCCAUGGCAGCAUGUCCAUCUAACGCAUCAAGUGCCUCCAGUGUUCAGGGCUGCACAACCACGAUGAACUUGAGCCUUGUCAACAAGACCUCGGGACGUUCCAACUCUAGGAACAGGAUAUCGCGACCAUUCCUGGGAAGAUCCCUCAUUCAACGUGCCCCCACACGCCCUGACUUGGUAUUGACUGGAGAUGAGGUGACUCUUGAGGAUGGCAUAAAUGUCAACAAGAAACAUUUUGAAUACCUGCUUGACACCCCUAAGGACUCUCUGUUCUGCCGCGACAUGGUGAGAGCUCUAUGGAGCGCAGAGCAGCUGGCAGAGAGAAGUCAAACAGGAGAAGCCUGCCGUCGGUUUCUAAAACAAGGCACAGAGGGAAAGCGACGCCUCACCCCCAAAAAAUUGGAUGCCCUUGGAAAUGCCUACUGGGAGUACCUGAAAAGAAGAACGCCUCCAAGCGACUCAAAGGAGGAACAAUUUAAGAUGCUUCCUAGUUAUGUUCGUAACCUGCUGUCUGACAUCAACAGAAAAAAAUAAAAAAACG